Plasmodium gallinaceum is the source of this 5073-nucleotide messenger RNA. RefSeq names its product conserved Plasmodium protein, unknown function. Gene Ontology annotation, cellular component: nucleus; NELF complex. The record is from RefSeq and is a predicted model, not a curated record. Bases 1 to 5073 code for a protein of 1690 amino acids. Gene Ontology annotation, biological process: negative regulation of transcription elongation by RNA polymerase II. Gene Ontology annotation, molecular function: RNA binding. Lineage: Eukaryota; Apicomplexa; Aconoidasida; Haemosporida; Plasmodiidae. The transcript is spliced from 6 exons.
AUGAAAAGAAAGAGAAAAAAUUGUAUAGGAUUAUGUUACUGUUCAUUUGAUCAAUUUCAAAGAGGAAUUGAAUUUAUUAAAGAAACAGAUGCCAUAUUAGAUGAAGAUAUUUUCAUAAUUUUAAAAAGAGUAUGUUCUUUUUUAUUUUUCUGUGUUAAAAAUAAUAAUUUUGAUUCAUUAUAUGAUUAUGAAAAUAAAAAAAAAACUUUAGAAAAUGAAGAUAAGAAGAAUAUAGAAGAAAUAAAUGAUAAUAACGAUUUAAUUCUUAGUAAAAAUGAGAUAAUUGAAGAUUAUGAAUUUAAUCAAGAAGAUUUUAUAAUAAUUAAAAAUAUUAAUAGACUGCUAUUAAAUAAGUUAAUAGAUAAUUAUGUUGGAUAUUCAUGGUUAUGUUUAAUAUUGUCAGAAUAUCUAAAUAAGUUAGAUGGAUUUAUUAAAGAUGAUGUAAGUAAAAAUGAAGAAAAAGAUGGAUUAAAAAAAAAUGAUAUAUAUAAUAUUAUAAAAGAAAUAAUCCAAUUAAGAGAAGCUAGUGAAUUUGAACAUAGCUGUAGGAAAAGAUAUUGCAAUAAAAUGAAAAAAAAAGUAAACAAAGAAAAAAGAAAUGUAAAAAAAAGAAAUUAUAUCAAUUAUUUGUUUUGUUAUUACAAUAAUUAUUCUAACUAUAUUUAUAAUAAUGAUAAUAUAAAUAAUAAUUUCAAUAACCAUAAUUUUUUUAAUUUAAAUGAUGACAAUGGUAAUGAUUGGGUUUUUAGUGAUUAUAAUGAAAUAAAAAGCAAUAAUAAUAAAAAAUAUGAUGAAAAAAACAAAAUUUCUGAAAAUCCUGAAAUUCAUGAUGAAUGUUUUUUUAAUAAGGAACAUUAUACAAAUCACGAUUGUGAAAUUCAUGUAAAUAAAAGAUUAAAAAAAAAGAUAAAAAUGAUGGAAAAGAAAAAAUAUUUGAAGAAUAACAUUAAAACAUCAAGUAUGGAGGAUGAUUUCACUAAAAGAAAUAACAAAAUUAAAAAUAUAGAAGUAAAUAAUAAUAACGUUAAGAAUAAUUUAUAUGAAGAUAAUAAGUUUCUUCCAAGAAGUGAUAACUUUUCAAAUGAUGAAAAAUCCAUCAGUUUACUGAAUAGAGAGAAAAAAAAAAAUGUUAAAAAAAAGGAUUUUUCAAAUAUUUAUAUAGGUUAUAACUUAAAAAAAGGUAAUAGUGACAAUAAUGAUAAAAAAGAAAUGAAAACAAAUUAUAAAAAUGUUUAUGAUCAUAAAAAAUUAAAUUGCAUUAAUAUUUAUCUAAAUGAGAACAAUAUAAAUUGUGAAAAUAUAAAUGAUAAAAAAUUAGAUGAAUUAAAUUUAAUUAAUGAUAUAGUUUUAGAUGAUAAGAAUUUAGUUAACGAUUACCAUUUAUGUGAUACAUUAAAAAUACAUGAUCAAAAAAUAAAAAAAGAGGAUGAUAUAAUUGAUAAUCCAUUACAUUAUUUAUACAAGGCAUUAUGUGAUUUUUUAUCAACAAAAUAUAAAACAAAUAAAUUACUGAAAUAUAUGGAUGAAUAUAGAGAUAUGUAUGCAUGGAAACCACCUUCCUUUUAUUGGAAAAUUUUAAAAAGUAAAUAUGUAGUAAGAGAAAUAUUAAAAUUGUAUGAAGAAAGAUAUUUAGACCCAUUUUUAUCUUGUUUAUAUGAAGAUUUUGUUAAUAAAUAUUAUUUUGAAGAUAAAAAAAAUAAUAAUAUAACUACUUAUACAAGUAAUUUUAAUGUUUUCACUUUACGAAUUAGUGAAGAAAUACAGAAAUUUCUAUUAUUAGAUGAACCUGAAGAAGAAGGAGAAAUUUUAAGCAUAUGUAAAAAUAUUUGUAUUAGUGAAAACUCAUAUAUAUAUGCUCAAUUAAUAUUAGAAUAUAUAUAUAGAAAUAACAAUGACAAUAGCAUGAGAAGAUUAUCUCAAUAUUUGUGUCUUUACAUUUUAUAUAGAGAUAUAAAUGUAUAUAAUAUAUGUAAUAAUUAUUUUUCUAAUAUUAUAGAAAAUGAAGUUAGUAUUUCUUAUUUAAUUUUCAAAAUCAAUAAUUUACAUAACUAUAAUUCAUUAUAUAAUAUUUUUAAAAAUAUAUAUAUGACUAGAAAUAAAGGAUGUAUGAAUAUUAAUCAUACAGAUAUAAUAAACUUGCAUAAUGCUAUUUUAAGAAUUUUAAAAAUUUUUAAUGGAAAAAAAUUAUUGCUAUUUGAUUCAACAUACUUAUUUAAUUUAAAAAAUUUUCAACAAAUUAUGAAAAAGGGAAAAAUUAAAGAAAAAAAUAUUCCAUCACAUAAAGAAUAUAACCAUAAGGAAGAUUGUUAUAUAAAUAUAAAAAAUCAUCAUAUAAGUGCAAAUAUUACAAAUGAAAAUAACAGGGAAGUAUUAGAAAAUAAUGGAAAAAAUUCAAACGAAGAAAAAAGCAUAAAUAUACUACAAUGUUCUAAAAAUUAUGAUAUUAUGAAAGAUAAAAAAAUGAAUUAUGAGAAUAACACAAACACUAUUAGUAGUAAUAAAUUUAAACAUAGCAAUAACUGUAUUUGUGAAGAAAAUGAAAUGAACAAUUCUUUAAUUAAUGAUAUUUAUGAAAAAAAAGAAAUUAAAAGUAUUAUGAGCGAAUUUUUAUUACCUCCUGCAUCUCAAUAUGGAAACAAAAAUUUUGAUUAUGCAAAAGAAUUUUUGAGAAUAAAUAUUUAUGCAGAAAAAAUCCCUCUUGUACAUAUGAGAGAUAUUUUUUUUAUUAACAAUAUUAUAAAUAUAUUUGUUAUUAAUAAUGAUUUAUUUUCUAAUAACCUUUAUAAAAUAUAUGCUAAGGUUCUUAUCUUUUUGACUACUUAUUCUCCUUAUGAAUAUGUAUACAAUUAUUAUUAUUCUUUUUUUUUAAAAAAAAAAAAAAAAAUUUCCAAAAAUUAUUCAAGUUCUUUUUUUAAUAUUUACGAUGAUAACAUAUCCAUUAACUUGAAGAAAAAAAAGAGGAACGAAAAAAAGAAAGAAAUGGGAGAAGAAAAUGAUGAAGAGGAUGAAGAAAAUGAAGAAGAGGAUGAAGAAAAUGAAGAAGAGGAUGAAGAAAAUGAAGAAGAGGAUGAAGAAGAUGAAGAAGAAGAAGAAGAGGAAGAAGAAGAGGAAGAUGAAGAUGAAGAAGAGGAAGAAGAGGAAGAAGAGGAAGAUGAAGAAGAAGAGGAAGAUGAAGAAGAAGAGGAAGAAGAAGAAGAGGAAGAAGAAGAGGAAGAAGAAGAGGAAGAUGAAGAAGAAGAGGAAGAAGAAGAAACAGAGGAAGUAGAAGAAAAAAAAAUAAAACAUAAGUGUGAUAACAAUGAAAGAGAAAACAAAGAUGAAAUACGGUUAUAUAAAUUUUUAAAAAUAAAUAAUUUGGAUAAAAAAAAAUAUAUAUUAAAAAAAGAAGGUAAUUUUUUCAGUGAAAAUAAAAAUGAAGGUGAAAAAGAAUUAAAUAAUAAAUGUGAAAAUUAUUUUGAUAAUAAUAUGUUAGAUGAAAGUAUAUACGAAAAAGAAUUAAAUCAAAGGGAUAUAAUGAAUAUUUCCAGUAAUAAAAAAAAGGAAGAAAAUAAUAAAAUAUAUUUUAAUACUUAUACAAAAGACAAUAAUUGUAAUUUAAAUAUAACUGAUAGUGAAUGUGAUUAUAAAAUCGAAGAAAAGCACAAUAGUGAUAACAAUAAUGAAUCUAUUAUUGAUUUAAAUACAUCUGAAAAAGGACAAAAUAAUUAUAAUUCAAGUAAUAAUCACAUUAAACAACAAGCAGAAGAAUGUUUUGAUAAGAAUCUUAUUAAUAAGAGAAAAUUUCGAGAGGUAUAUAAUGAAGAAAAAUUAUCAAAAAUUUAUGAAAAAAAAAACAAACUUCUAACUAAAAAUAUAUAUAAAAAAAAAAGAAAAAAAAAAGAGAAUCACUCUUAUGAUCCAAAAGAUAUUUCUGCCAACAUCGAUUUUUUUAAUAAUGAUAAUUAUAAUAGUGUAAAUAAUAAGGAUAAUAAAGAAAGCAAUGUUGAUAAUAAAUUAAAAGACAUAAGUAACGUAAAUAACACUACAUUCUUACAUGAUAAGGAUAGUAUUUUUUUAAGAAAUGAGAUGAAAUACAAUAGUUUAACUCAUAAUAAUGAAAUUAACCAUGAUGUAAACAAAGGUAAAUUAAAUGAUAAUUCAGAAUUAUUAGAAAUAAAUCAAGUUUUAAAUUAUAAAAAUGAAAAUAAUACGACUAAUAAUUUAGAUGAUAUUUUUGAAUUAAAAACAGAAGUUAAAUCAUGUGAUGAAGUAAAAAGUAGCGUAUUUCAGAAUAUAAAAACAAAAAAAAAAUUAAGAACAAAUAAAAUGAAUAAAAAAAAAAAAUAUUAUUUUUAUAAAUUGUUUCAUAAAUUUAGAUUAACAUAUAAUAAUUUUAUAAGAUAUAUGCAAAAAGAAAUUUUCCAUAUAUAUGAAAUUAUUCAUGGAAAUUAUUCUGAUGUAACCAAAGAUAAAUUACUACUUGGAAAGAUUAAUAGUAACUUAUCAGCAUCUAUAAUUUAUAAAUAUUUAUAUAAUAAUAUUUAUGAAUAUGUAAAUUUAUCCAAAAUUAAUCUAAUAUAUCCAAAACUUAUUUUAUUAAAAUAUAUUGUUGAUAAAUAUCCUCAAAAAAGAUUUCUAACUCUUUAUUUUUUAAAAGAAUUAUAUAUAUUUAUAAUUGAAAAGGAAAAAGCUUUAGAAGAAUAUGCUGAAUUAAGAGAAAACAUAAUUUUGUUUUUUGUUUACAUAAUUAGAUUUGAAAAUAUGUUUUGUUAUGUAGUAAAUAUAAUUAAAUCAAUGGUUUACAUAUUAGAUAAAUCAUUGAUAAGAUUAUUCAUAAUGAAAACAUUGACAUAUUGUUCCCCUCCUUAUGAUCUAAAAUUUUGUGAAUCUCUUCUAAAAUUUAUUUAUUUAGUUUUAAAAAAAGGGGGUAUUUAUUAUAAAAACGAAUUUGAAAAAAUAAUAAAUAAAUUUUUAGAUGAAGUUGUAGAAAUACAUAAAAUACAUCAAACUUCUGAAACUAAAGAUCUUUACAUUUUAAGUAAUUACAUUAAAGAACAAAUUGUAAAAUCAGAAAAUGAAAUAGAAGCACAUUAG